CUUUGGCCGGGCGGGCGUGGAGUGCUACUGUCAGCAUGAGAGCGGUUCAGCUGUCAUCCAGCUCCAGUUCCUGGUCAACGAGGGGGCGCUGGUGAGUGCCUUAGCUGAUGACAGCAUCCACCUGUGGAACCUGAGGCAAAAAAUCCCAGCUAUCCUGCAUUCUCUCAAGUUCAACAGGGAGAGAAUCACAUACUGCCACCUGCCCUUCCAGAGCAAAUGGCUUUACAUCGGCACAGAAAGAGGAAACAUCCACAUUGUCAACGUGGAGUCCUUCACUCUCUCAGGCUACGUCAUCAUGUGGAACAAAGCCAUCGAACUAUCCACCAAGACACACCCAGGGCCUGUCGUGCACAUCAGUGAUAACCCCAUGGAUGAAGGAAAGCUUCUGAUUGGAUUUGAGUGUGGGGUAGUGGUGUUGUGGGAUUUGAAGUGCAAAAAAGCUGACUACCGCUACACUUACGAUGAGGCAAUCCACUCAGUAGCCUGGCACCAUGAGGGUAAACAGUUUGUCUGCAGCCACUCUGAUGGCACCCUGACCACAUGGAAUGUAAGAGCUCCAGCCAAGCCCGCACAGAUCAUCACGCCACACGGAAAGCAGCCUAAGGAUGGAAAAAAGCCAGAACCAUGCAAGCCUAUCCUGAAGGUGGAAUACAAAACAACAAGGGCUGGGGACCCAUUCAUGGUCCUGUCUGGAGGUCUGUCUUACGAUACAGUGGGGAGGAGAGCCUGUCUGACUGUAAUGCAUGGAAAGAGCACUGCUGUCCUGGAGAUGGACUACCCCAUUGUAGAUUUCCUAACACUGUGUGAAACUCCAUAUCCAAAUGACUUUCAGGAGCCUUAUGCUGUGGUGGUCCUUCUCGAGAAGGAUUUAGUUGUAAUAGACCUCGGACAGAUUGGGUACCCAAUAUUUGAGAAUCCAUAUCCUCUGACUAUCCAUGAGUCACCAGUGACCUGCUGUGAGUACUUUGCUGACUGCCCUGCUGAACUUAUUCCUGCACUUUACUCUGUCGGCAGUCGGCAAAAGAGACAAGGUUACAGCAAGAAGGAAUGGCCUAUUAGUGGAGGAAACUGGGGCCAAGGCACUCAGAGUUACCCAGAGAUCAUAAUCACUGGACAUGCUGAUGGGUCGAUCAAAUUUUGGGAUGCUUCUGCUUUAAUGCUGCAAGUGCUGUACAAGCUAAAGACUGCCAAGGUGUUUGAGAGGGCUCGCAGUAAGGAGGAGAAGCCAAGUACAGAAAUAGUAGAAGAGGACCCGUUUGCCAUCCAGACCUUGUCCUGGUGUCCCGAGAGCAGGAUGCUCUGUGUGGCUGGGGUGUCUGCCCACGUUAUCGUCUAUAGGUUCAGCAAACAAGAAAUCACCACUGAAACUGUGCAGCUUUUGGAGGUGCGGAUGCAGUGUGAGUUUAGCAAUGGCGACUCCCCUGACCCAGGAGGGGAGCAGACCCCCACCCUGCCCACCCCGGGAGCUUCCUCCAGCCCUCAGGACAGCGAGCCUCCUACUCAACCCUCAACAGGCAGCAACUCCUGUGAUGGACCCCGGGACAAUAUACCAUGCCUGAAGGUGCGGAGCUCCCCGCUGAAGCAGUCUCCGGGCUACCAGGUGGAGCUGGUGAUCCAGCUGGUGUGGGUGAGCGGGGAGCCACCCCAGCCAAUCAGCAGCCUGGCUAUCAACUCCUCCUACGGCCUUGUGGUGUUUGGAAACAGUAACGGUCUGGCUGUGGUGGACUACCUCCAGAAAACUUUGCUCCUCAACAUGGGCACAUCAGAGCUGUACAGCCCAUCUGAGCCCUACCAGAGGCAGCCUCGCUCCCCACGCAAACAGCGGCAGCCCUCUGGAGCUGCCUGUGAUACCAACGAUGGGUCCAACACCUCAGAGGACCGCUGCAAAUCACCUACUUCAGGAUCUACCUCCCCUUGCAAUUCAGAUGAUGAACGAAAACAGAAGUUCAUACAGAAGGUGAAGUUCAAAAGCAGACGCUUUUCCAAGACGGUUGCCAAUGACUUUGCCAAGAUGUCACGGAAAAUUAGCUCAUCUAGCGAGCAAAAGCCAGACCUGGAGAAGAGGUUCGAACGAUUGCGCUCUCUCACAUGUAAGAAGCGCUUUUGUAGUGUGAAGGAAGGCAAGGUGGAAGCCAGGAUGCACCAGAAGGGGCCCGUCUGUAGAACUAAGUCAGCCCCUAACUCCUAUGCCAAGGAUAAUUCAUUCAUCCGCUCACGUAGUUCAAGUGUAAGCAGCAUAGACAGAGAAUCUCGAGAGGCCAUCUCCUCCUUUCACUUUUGUGAGAGUUUCCCCAGGAAGAUUGACAGCCUGGUCAGCCCCUGUCUGCUGGUGGGAACCACCCAGGGCACUGUGAUGAUGGUGGCCCUCAGCCUGCCACCCGGUGGGGACCAGAGGCUGCAGCAACCGGUCGGCAUCUCCUCCUGCGGAACUCUGGUCAGUCUUAAAGGAGGCAUUUUGACUAUGGCCCUGUUGGACGCUACUGGAACUCUGCUGCCCCCUGCCUACGAGUCAUGGUAUGACCCAAAUGCCUCAGACGAGGACAAGGAGAAGAACCGGAGGCGCAGACCGGCCUCCCCUCCCUCGUCACAAGAGGGUCAAGAUUCCCAGUUCGCCGUGCUGUGUUCAGAGAAACAGGCCAAGGUUGUGGCCAUGCCCUCCCAAACUCGCAUCUACAAACACAACAUCACAGAGACCUCCUUCGUGCUAAGGGCUGAUGUUGUGCAGAUGGCCGGAGCUAACUGUAUUGCCUGUUUCUGUGCUAACGGGCACAUCAUGACUUUGAGUUUACCCAGUCUAAGGCCUCUGCUGGAUGUGAACUACCUGCCGCUGACAGAUAUGCGCAUAGCCAGAACGUUCUGCUUCUCUAACCUGGGUCAGGCCCUGUACCUCACCUCUGCCACUGAGAUCCAGAGGAUCACCUAUAGCCAGGAGACCUGUGAUAAUCUGCAGGAGAUGCUCAGUGAGUUAUUUACCCCUGUGGAGACACCAGAGGCUCCUAACAGAGGAUUCUUCAAGGGUCUUUUUGGGGGAGGAGCUCAGUCUCUGGACAGGGAAGACCUCUUUGGCGAAACAGCUUCUGGUAAGGCCUCCCGUAGCCUGGCCCAGCACAUCCCAGGCCCAGGGGGCAUGGAGGGCAUGAAGGGUGCAGCUUCUGGGGUUGUGGGAGACCUGGCCCGGGCCCGGAUAGCUCUGGACGAGAGAGGACAGAAACUGGGAGAGCUGGAUGAAAGAACGGCAGCCAUGAUGGCCAGCGCAGAUUCCUUUUCCAAACAUGCUCACGAUAUGAUGCUGAAGUACAAAGAUAAGAAGUGGUACCAGCUCUGAUGGCAGCGUGUGGAGCAUCGGACUCUGUUAUCACGCAAACACCAGUGUCUCUUAGGAGCUGCAGGUCCCUCUUCUUCUCUAUUUCUCUCCACGGGGGGUUCUGCUCAACAGACUCAUGCUUUUAUUCUCAGCACAAUAUCAUACACUCUGCAUUACCUCAGUCACCGGAGGACUGCCGCGGAGUAGACACUGGCCAACCCAACGUAAUGAGAAUGGAAAGAAAUGGAAGAAGAGAAGCCCUUAGGAAUCUCUCUUUCCAUUUCACUGGAGAGCGAUGAUGUUCAUUUAACAUCAGUCUGCAGAACAGGAGAGAGGGGACCAUUCAUAUCCAUCAGUCAUGCACUCAUAUAUAUCUCAUAUAUAUAUCUACACACCCUGCUGUUUUGUUCUGGAAGAGAAAAGACAAUUCUGCAAAACAUGUACUUGUGGUGGCCUGAUUGCAAUUGUUCUCUUUUCCUUUCUCUACCCUUUAUGGUGUCUGCCAAACACAGUGGACACAAAUGAGGAGAAAAGUCUGAUGACCCCUGGUCCUUCAAGUCUAAUCAAGUCGAUGAAGAUUUCUAUAGGAAUGAUUGAAUCGAUGAAGGACUCUUGUAUGUUUGUUUUUCUGGUCUAAAUUAUUUGUUAGAGUUUGACCUCUGUCCUUUUGUUAGUCUGUUUUGUUUUGUCUGAAAGGGCCUUUCAAGCACUUACAACCGUAGAGAAUAGACAGGGAGAUGAUGAAUAUAUUGCCUCUCACCGAAUAAGGGCUGGUAGUACGCUAGUUCAUCACCGACCAUUCCUUUUACAGCAUUUCCAAGUUGUUUUAGGUGAGAAAGAGAAAUGGCGUGUUUUCUGGGACUCACUUUGGUUUUAUUUUAAAUUUAGAUUAUUUAUUGGAAAUAGUAUAAUGGAUAGGAAGUUAAAGUUUGAAUGAUGGGCAUUCAUUUUAAUUUUUUUCCUUUGUCAAUCAAAUGCGUUAAAAAGUGCUGAAAAUGUUUACCCCCCCCCCGAUGAAGAGUUUACAUUGAUCAGAAAAAUUAAGAGUUGAUACACUGGAAAACCCCUAAAGUUCUCCUAUUGUUCUAGCUUUCAAAGGGGCUGUAGCUAAGUCACGUAUGAGAAGGAUAAUGUUUUUAAGGGCAAGACAAAGAUUGUCCUCAAUAUGAUUAGCAUAAAUGUAUAUUUUGGUUACAGUUUUGUUUUUUGUGAUAAAGAUUGUAUCUAUACAUGAUUAUUCAGAUUUCUUUCUUUUUUUUAGCAUUCUGUCAUAGCUGAAGUUGAUUUCCGUCUCGUUUCUCAAUGUGUAGGGAAAAAAGCAUGUGUCUCUUACAGCACAAUGGAAAUGGUAAUGCUGUCUUUGUAUUCAUAGCUGCCAGUAGAAAUGACCAAGCACCACAGAGUGUUCCACACAGUGCCACUGGUCAUCUCUCUCUGAACCAUUCACUUCUCUUCUGCCUUUGCCUCAUGAUGCAUAUAUGCUAACCUCUACCUAUGUGUAUGUCUGUGUGUUUGUGAACAUACAUAUAUUCAGGAAUAUGUGUAUGGGCGCCAAUAUUUAUAAUACUACAUAGAUACAGUGUAUUACAAUAGGUCUUUUUGAGGUUUUUGUUUUUGCUUGACAGUGUUUUUCAAUGUGAUUAACUAGAAUUCUAUUGUAAUUAGAUUUCUUUUUCACGAGGUGCAAGGAUAUGCUGCUAUUUGUGUCAAUGUAGGAGCAUUACCUGUUGGUCUUUUAUUUUGAAAAAGAGAGACAAGACUUUGUCAGUCCAGAUUGCUGCCAAAUGUUUAUGUAAAUAACGGGACAGCUGGACACAAAUCUGACAGUGCAGGUUCAGGCAUCGUGACAUACUGUACGCUUGCGGCUAUGUUCUUUUCCGACACCAAAGAGUUGCUUAAUUUCACAGAGUUGUCUUGAUUUUUCCCAAAAUGGUAAGAGUCAGUCUGAAUACCUUGGACAGAACUCUUAAGUCAAGAAGUCUACUGUGUAUAGGGGGGGUAGUAGAUUGGCUUUAGCUUCUUCUUAUGGGCAUACCACCCUCUAUACCCAAACUGCUGUACAUGUGUUCAGAGGACAGGCAAAGUGAAUUUGAAGAGUUUCAUUCCAAAAUGAGAUAUCCACCAAAGAAAAUCAUGGGAAAAAAACGACUCAUGGAAAAUGGUUGCAGGCAUGAAGUAAAAACUGUUAGAAGUUAUGAUCCAUUUUCUUAGAUUUUGAAGUAUUAAAUCGUGUAUGCUUAGGAGAUGUUGAGCAAUCAAUUACACCAAAAAUGUUUUAUCCAAGAUGGAUAUACAGCAUUUUGGAAUAAAACCCUUCAUUUUUUUAAGCUGGCUGAAUUUAAUCUUCUCUACUGUAUACUACUGAGAUAAACCCAUUUCAAAGAGCAGAUAUGUGGGUUUUGCACUAUUUUUUGUACUUAAAAUAAUUUUGUUAGUAUGAUUUCUAGUGUGUUCAUUUUUCUUGUCCCAUUUUCUUAUUUUUGAAAGGACCAAAACAUGACAGAACCUAUGCUUAUCUAUGUCAUUUGCCAAUUAUGCUGAUUGCUUCACUCUCAGAUUUGUUUUCAAUGUCAGGUUAAUGAUACUAUGAUAUAUUUAUAUAUUUGAAAACAAAUAUAUAUAUAUAUAUACUUUUAAUUUCAACAAUCUAUUAAAAAAUAAUACCUUUAAUGUAAUUUUUGGGAUAGAAUAAUUCACAUUAAUGUCCAAAACAAUGGUUGUGCAUAAUUACCCAUCAUCCAGACACGACAAACAUUUUCUGGUUAAAUAUUGAACAUGCUCAUCACAGAUUCAAGCUUUGCUACUGCAGGAGAAUCGUCUCCUCUUGGUGGGCCGCUGAGUCUUUCUACAAAGUGUGGCCUCGACUUUAAAGUGCUUCAGUUUGCAACAUAUAUGUCCUAAAUGGUCUCUUAUUGCACAUUGAAGGAUGCAUGAUAUUAAGUGUUUACAAACUUGAAACAACCAUGUAUUAUCCCUCUUAGAGAUUGUCUCGUCUGGCAUUUGUAUUUACCACCUAGUUGAA
Morone saxatilis (striped sea-bass) is the source of this 6326-nucleotide messenger RNA. It is a transcript of the gene stxbp5b, whose product is annotated as syntaxin binding protein 5b (tomosyn). The record is from RefSeq and is a predicted model, not a curated record. Gene Ontology annotation, biological process: regulation of exocytosis; regulation of protein secretion. Gene Ontology annotation, cellular component: plasma membrane; SNARE complex; cytoplasm. NCBI's taxonomy places the organism in Eukaryota, Metazoa, Chordata, Actinopteri, Moronidae. Gene Ontology annotation, molecular function: myosin II binding; syntaxin binding; GTPase activator activity.